GACAUUUUGCAACCCUUUUGUUAUUGUCAGAAUUAAUAGAAUUUAACAAUAAUUUAAUUAUUGAAUUAAACUAUUUUUGUACUAUAUAAUAUAAAAAAAUGUGUACAAACGAAUUAGUGAAGUGUUAGUGGAUAUAAAAGUGGAAAAUAUAAGUAUAUAAUUCAUUUGAAAUCGAAAAAAUGCGUACUUUAAAUAGUUGAAAUUUUCAACUUUAAACGUAAAUAUCUCGAAAACUAUAAUUAUUAAAUUAAAUAUUAAUUAAAUUAAUAUUCUUGAUCUGGAGGAUCUCCUCUAUCCACCCAUACCCAUUUUAUCCCCGAAAGCCUGGGACGGUAUACUAAAGUUUUCCCCAAAAAAAUUUAUACAUGAUGAAAUAAAUAAAGAUUAAUUAAUUACUAAAAAAUAAGUUAACAAUAACUCUAAAUACUUUUAUUACAUUGGUUUAAGAUGUGGCAACACUGAUUUCUAAUCGCUCUGCUUGGUAGAAAUUAAUCAAUCCUUCGAUAUAUUUUUGUGAAACAAUCUAAAUAAUAAAAUUUUUGUAAGAAGCGGCAAUUCCUUAUUGGUAAUGUCAUCGGAGAUAAGAUCGAAAGUAAUUGGACUCUAUAAGCAUCUGCAGUACUUGGGCAGGGAGUACCCUGGCCCGAAUGGACCACAAAAGUUCCGACAACAAAUACGCGAUGCUUUUCUCAAGCAUAAAGAUGAGACGGAUCCAAAAAAGAUUAUGGCUCUAGUAGCACAUGGACGUUACGUAGCCAAGGAAGUGGAGGCGCUCUAUUCCUUAAAGAAAUAUAGAGCAUUGAAACAGCGAUACUAUGACUAAUCGAAUAUACCCAAGAAUAGACGAUGAAAUUGAUACAAUAACUAAGUCUGAAAUGUUUUUUGUUUGUUAAUGUAACGUAAUGUGUUAUCAAAAAAAAGGAUGUUGAACAUCGUAAAAUAAAAAUUAAUUUUUCGCCAUAUAUUCAGUAUGCGAAAACCUAUUAAUAAAUGUUAA
Messenger RNA from Bactrocera oleae (olive fruit fly), 997 nucleotides. It is a transcript of the gene osi, whose product is annotated as electron transfer flavoprotein regulatory factor orsai. Lineage: Eukaryota; Metazoa; Arthropoda; Insecta; Diptera; Tephritidae. The record is from RefSeq and is a predicted model, not a curated record. Gene Ontology annotation, cellular component: mitochondrion. Gene Ontology annotation, biological process: respiratory electron transport chain.